Molecule: messenger RNA, 4649 nt
Organism: Fundulus heteroclitus (mummichog)
Lineage: Eukaryota; Metazoa; Chordata; Actinopteri; Cyprinodontiformes; Fundulidae
Product: calcium-binding EGF-like domain-containing protein
Exons: 11
Coding region: 1658-3028 (456 amino acids)
Molecular function (GO): calcium ion binding
Source: RefSeq, a predicted model, not a curated record
ACAAUAUUUUAACAUUAGAUAAGAACAACAAAACGAUUCUUAAUGCAGACAUAUCAGUGCACUUGAUACUUUGGGCCACUUUUACUUCAAUUAUCUCACCAAUAGCUGUCUGCCAUGGAGACGUUCAGCUUUGUUGUGUCUACUAUGGCUCUCAUCUUCCUCUUGACAAUAAUCCAUAGGUUCUCUAUUGGGUUUGGGUCAGGUGAGUUGGCUGACCACGGUGAUAACAUGGUCAUUAAACCAUAACUACCAGUACCAGUACUUUUGGGGGGGUGUGCAUGUGCUACAUUGUGCUGGAAGCUGAAAUCAGAAUCUCCACAAAGCUGGUCAGCAUGAAGUGCUUUGAAUUUCCUGGCAGACCGGCAGCUCUGCUGACCUUAAACUUGAUAAAACACAGAGAACCAACUCUGGCAGAGAUCAUGGUCCCCGAAUCACGACCAACUGUGGAGACUUCACUCUGGACCUGAAGCAGGUGGGGUUCUGUGACACCUUCAUUAUCAAGUAAAAUGCAAAAUAUACUUUAUUUUUAUAAGAUGACUUUGGACCUCUGAGCAACCGUCAUUACAGCUUUUUUCUGUGAAACUUGUAGUCCAUCCUGCAUACAUCUUCUGGCUCUCAAAGCAUUGACUACAACCACAUCUUACACCUUGUGGAUCUCCCUCCCCAAAAUCCUGAAAUGGCCUUUCUUCGUCUUUCCUUUAAGACAGCAGUUAUCCCUGUGUUUUUCUGCACCCAUUUUCCUUCCACUCAACUUUCCAUAAAAUUGCUGUUCUUUAUCCAUUAUCUUUUCGUGACUUGGUCUCCUUGUGUUGGGCGUCCUUUAUUUUCAGAUCUCCUUGCCAUGAUCGUGUGGGCCAUAACCUCCCCCAAAACAUAACAUUUAUACAAACACUGUAAGAACUGAUAGCCCCCUUUCAGAUCAAUGCACUUAAUUUGUCCUAUAACCUCUAUUUAUUACACUGAGUUUUGCACAGAGAACUUAAGUUUGUGUGUUUUCCAACCUUCAACUUAUGGUUAUAAAUCGUCCUGACGUUUCUUACGUUGGGAUAGUUGACUUACUUGUAGUUUCAAGGCAGCUUUUGAACUUUCCUUUCUACGUUGAAGAGACUUAGAUUGUAUUACAGGGUGAACCCUUUUCUUGUUGGUCUUAUUAAAUAUUCCAAUUUUCAGGUACGCUGGGUUUGAUUUUGUGUAACUAAGUAUGCGUUAGACUUUUCCAGAUGAAUUACAGAAAAAAAGUCCUCAUACUUCAUUCGAGUUCAUUUAGGCAAGCCUGUGUUCUUUUUUUUUUUUUUCUCGUAAGACUACAGCUAUUUUCUCCUUUUCCACCGCUUAGUCCAUAGAGGGAGCCAUGCUUUUCUGAACCCCAGGCGGUGUGGGAGAGAGACAACCUCAGAGCUGAACCUGCUCGGUACACCGCCCCCCUUCUCCUCCCCUCCCAGGACGCCUGCCUCACUACUCAAACCAGCAUGUUCAUCACAAGCUUGUUCUCCGUCAAACAUCUAACACCCACCGCUGAGCGUGCCCGGGCUGCUGCGCACGGCACACGUCCAGGUUCGCUGCAACACAACCCGAAGACGCUUUCUGCGGCAUCGCUCGGAGAGUUGGACACCGCAGGUUAAACGCAGGGCAUCUCCUUUCUGAAGCUGGGUCAAAAAUGUUGGGGAUCUGCGUGUUUCUGUGUGUUGUUUUCACACAGGUUCUGUCUCAGGAGCCCGAGGAGCCCGUUACAGUCUCAUGCACAGAAGGCUACACAUAUGACAAAGCAAGGGAGCAGUGCAAAGACAUCGAUGAGUGUAAACUUCUAGAGGAUGCCUGCAAAGGAGGGAUGCAGUGUGUCAACCACUACGGUGGGUAUCUCUGUCUGCCCAAGAGCGCCAUCAUCUACGUCACCAACGAGGUGGACCCACCGCCGUCGUCUGAGCAGGUCCCCCAGGUUCCUGUCAUCGCACCCAACCAGGCUCAUCACAAUAGGCAUGCUGGUGGGCACAGGGGGCCCCAAGUCAGCCAGACCAUUCGCUGUUCUUCAGGCUUCAGUGUUGAUGAGCAGAACAACUGCAGAGACAUAGAUGAAUGUGCAACAGGCACACACAGUUGCGGGCCUGGGCACACCUGCUACAACACCAGAGGCUCCUUCACGUGCCAGUGUCCUCUUGGCUACUAUCAGAACGGGGACAGCUGUGUCGACAGAGACGAGUGUGCCCUGAGGCACUACUGCAUGCAAGGAUGUGUGAAUACCCAGGGCUCAUACUACUGUGAAUGCCAUCCCGGUUACAAAUUAGCCAACAACAACCACUCAUGUAUAGAUGUGAAUGAAUGUGAUGUGGAAAAUCCAUGUCAGCAUCAAUGCUACAACCUGAUGGGCUCCUUCCUGUGUCAGUGCAACAACGGCUUUGAGCUGGCUGCAGACAAGGUCUCCUGCCAAGACAUUGACGAAUGCAGCUUGUCCAGCUACAUGUGUCAGUUCCAGUGUAUUAACAACCCUGGGAGUUACUCGUGCGAGUGCCCGCAAGGAUAUCAGCUCCAGGGAAACAGGUUGUGUCAAGACAUGAACGAGUGUGAGAUGGGGACUCACAACUGCCAAGACGAUGAAAUGUGCUGGAACUAUUAUGGAGGCUUUCGCUGUUAUCCCAGAAACCCCUGCGAUUCUCUUUACACCCUGACCUCUGAAAAUCGCUGUGUUUGUCAAUCUCAAGCCGAGUGCCAGGGUCUCCCUCCGUCAAUAGUCUACAAAUACAUGAGCAUCCAGGCGGACCGAUCUGUGCCAGCGGACAUUUUCCAGAUUCAGGCCACCAAUAUGUUCACCAACACACGCAACAAUUUCAGGAUUAAAGCCGGAAAUGAAGGCGGAGAGUUUUUCCUUCGGCGUUCCAGUAACGUAGGUGCCAUGCUGGUGCUUACCAAGCCUUUGUCAGGGCCCAAGGAGUACGUGGUGGACCUGGAGAUGAUCACUCACCAUCUGACCAUGAACUACCAGUCCAGCUCCCUGCUGCGGCUCACCAUCAUAGUGGGGGCUUAUCCCUUCUGAGCUUUAGCGGUCCUAGCAUCUCCCAUAGGUAUGGUUUCAGCAAACAUAGCAAAAGCCUUUAUCACUAUACGCUACAUCCUCUCUCUCAGUACAAGCAUAUAACAUAGCCUUCCUCACAUUUAAACACCAGCAAAAGCAGUUCUUAUAUAGUUGCUGAAAAACUAAACCAAAUCUGUGCUAUGACAUCGCCGUUAGCCAUCAUGUUCUAGUCAGCGUGCCUUGAUCUUCAAAUACAUGCCAUCUUUAAUCUUUUAAAUUCAGUUUUAAUCUUUUGUUUUUUGCUAAAUUCCAAACAACUGGAAAAAGUGCGGUGGCACUAAUGAAAGGAAGCAUUAGACACACUAACUGGAUUAUAUUUAAAUUCAGCUCUACUUAUUGGACAUUCGUCCCUUUUUGUUUUCAAAUCAGAACUGCUUUAAGUAACCAGUGGAUGCACCUGUAGUUUGAGAAAGCCACACUUGGACAAAUAUCCAGCAUUAGCAGCUUUUUAUGCAAUAGUAAUCUACAGUUUUUACUGCCACACUUCUAUUGAGGAAUAUUAGAGGUUAGGGGUGCAGGUUUCUGCGUGGUAUGCCUGAUAAGUGACAAUUUCCAGAGAACUGGGAACAGUUCAAAAGUGUACAAGAGAGGUAAUUCCCCAUUGAGUUGAGGGAGUGUUAAACUUUCUUUUGCAGCGGGCUUAAAGCUUGGAGACCGGACACACAAGAGUAACGACAUGUAUAUAAAUAGGUAAAAAAAUUAAAAAAUAAAAAUCUUUGUACGUGCCGAUGUUGAUGAAUGCGUGUGCGCCGCUAGCUUUGUUUAUGCAUGAAUGCAGAUGUAAGUGUGAAACACAGCGGGAGAGAAGGGGAAAGAAUGAGAAAGUGUUCGCUUUCCUUUCUUGGGUUCGGUGGAUGUGGCCGAGCUGUUUAUGCGUUUCUGUGAUGCCAUCCUAGCAGCGUCCAUCACGGAGCCAAUAACAGAGACCGUUAAACUCGAGAACACAUACAGGAAAUGAUGGCUUUGGUAACACACCUUGGCAACUCCACCACUCUCCGCUGCUGCGGUUAUUCACCAGAGUUACAGCGAGACUCUAAUGUCAGUCCUAGUCAAGAAGUCACACUGGCACCAGGCUGGCUUGCGUUAUAAAAGAUAAUUGCUGUGUUUUGCGCUGUAGCGGCUUCAUGCUUGACACAGGGGAUUAUUAAAGUGUUAAUACAAUGCCACCAGACGUUUGGCGGAGUGAGAGAUCUUUCACUACCUGUUCUGCCUUUUCUGGCUCCAUGUGUCUGCUUUCUGGCUCAAUGCUGAAACACUGUAAACUGUUGAUUCACACCACUGCGAAACGGACAUGUUGUCAUCACCCUGUAAGUGCAAAAAGCUGCCAAGUUUUGCCUUAAGAUAAUCCCGUUUGUGUGGUUUCAGCUCUCAUUAAGUCGUUUUGCCUUCAUGCCCUGUACAAAACCUGUAACACUAAGCAAAGCAUUCAUGCUGUCAAGACUUUUUACUUUCCUCAGUGAGAUACCUUAAUGUUUUGUUUCAUUUUCUAUUUAAAUAUAUAUUUUGUCGUUUAUAUCUUGUAAUGAUUGUACUCUGAAGAGCAAAAGCUAUAUUGUUUAAUAAAGUGUGAUAUAAAAAUCUG